Molecule: messenger RNA, 1182 nt
Organism: Centruroides sculpturatus (bark scorpion)
Lineage: Eukaryota; Metazoa; Arthropoda; Arachnida; Scorpiones; Buthidae
Exons: 1
Coding region: 1-1182 (393 amino acids)
Source: RefSeq, a predicted model, not a curated record
AUGCUUAUGCACAUGAUCCAAGAUAACACGUUACAACAGGACAUCCUAGAAAUGUCACAUCUGCUCUGCCACAACUCUUUCUUCAGAUUCAACGAAGUCACUCACGAACAACAACGUGGUGUGCCAAUGGGAAGCCCAGUCGCAGGAGACCUCUGCGAGAUUGUGGUGAGAAAACUCGAAUCGGAAUUCUUACCAUCUCAACUCCCACACAUUCUUCUAUACAAAAGAUACAUCGAUGAUAUCCUUAUUCUAUGGAAGAAGAUCCCAAAUAUCUCGAUGCUAAUCGACUCCAUCAACAAUAACCCCUAUGGAUUAACGGUGGAAUUAGAUCAAGCCGACCCUACCCAAGCACACUUCUUAGACAUUAACAUCAAAAUAAAGGGAUCAUCCAUCAAUACAGAAACUGUAUUGAUCAAUACAGAAGUGUAUCAUAAACCAACCGCUCAACCUUUGUAUAUACCUGCAACAUCAUGUGACCCACCACAGUAUAAGAUGGCAGCAUUCAACACACUAAUCAAAAGAGCAUAUUCACAUUCCUCGUCACAAUCAGCUUUCAAUUCUGAAAUGCGACGCAUAGAGCACAUAGCUAAACAACAUGGCUAUCACAAUGUCUUAUGCAAGAUAAACAACAAGGUACUCCAACAACAAUCCAACAACACCUCUCAUUCCAAUGAUUCCCUGGUUAAGUACAUACCAAUCACGUACAACCCGGCACUUAAGGCCAUAUACAACCAGAUAGCCAAGAAAAAGAAUGUCUGCUUGGCAUUUAGGAGGUGCGCCACAAUAUUCGAUUGGCUUAGGAACGGAAAAGACACUCCAGACAGCAACAGACUUCCAGGAGUAUACUCUGUGCCCAUCAUCGAUCAUAGAGACAACAGCGAAGUAUUCUACAUCGGGUCCACUAAACGCAACUUAGUAACUAGAAUCAAAGAACACAAAGCGGACACCCUACAUCAUAGAAACAACACUGCCUUAGCGGUAUACUCCUCCGACCCAGAAAUAGAGCCGCUAUUCCCUCUAGCCAGAAUUAUUCACACCACGGUCCGCACAGAACACCUCAUAUGGCUAGAGGCCAUAUACAUUUGCCUUAACACCCUCAGGAAUAAGCACUGCAUUAACUUCAAACAAGAAAUGAAGAUAUCAACAGCAUGGGAAGCCUUCCUCAAUAAAACUCUAAAGUAA